Cetraspora pellucida is the source of this 1446-nucleotide messenger RNA. Lineage: Eukaryota; Fungi; Glomeromycota; Glomeromycetes; Diversisporales; Gigasporaceae. The record is from the annotation of a GenBank genome assembly.
AUGUUGCAGCAAAUCCAACAAAAAAACCAACUUUUAAGGCAAGAGAACAUAGACUUUCACAACGAACUCGACCAAAUUCAGUCACAAGAAGGGACAUAUACCCAUCCAAGGGAGCCUAAGGUUAGCUUGCCUGACAAAUUUGAUAGGACAUGCUCCAAGUUUAGAGGGUUCCUAAACCAAAUACGGCUUGUUAUCCGCCUACAGCCCAGCCGCUAUCCUGAUGAUAGGACUCAAGUGGGUUUGCUUGGCAGUUUGCUAACAGGCUCAGCACUGGCAUGGUUCACCCCACUCCUUGAACAACAAUCAUCAUUGCUGGACGAUUUUAAUAGUUUCGUUGAAGAGUUCGAAGCUACCUUUGAGAACUUAGAAAAGGUUAGAACAGCAGCUAAUAGAAUCAGAAAACUCACCCAAAGAUCCAAAUUAGCCUUAAGCUACACUUCAGAGUUCUGUCAAAUCUCCAGUAACCUGAAUUGGGGCGAAGCAGCAUUAAUCGACCAAUUGUUUGAGUGUCGUCGUGAGCGACAAGGUCACAUGAUUGAACAGGGAGAUUUAGUAUCCAGUUUCAGUAGGCCCAGUUUGCCCCUGGAGCCAAUGCAAAUCGACUCAACAAGGACGAAAACACUUCCAGAAGAAGAAAAGCAGAGACGCCGGGCUAACAACCUCUGUUUAUACUGCGGCGAACCUGAACACAUAGCCAAGAAUUGUCCACGGAAAGCUAACGUCAAGUACCGAAUCGACGCUGCUAAAACAACCUUAGAUGUCAAUGCAUUAAUUGAUUCUGGUACCUCAGCUUGCUUUCUUGACUAUACGUUAGCACAUAAACAUGACCUACCUAUCAGCAAAAAGAGCACACCACUAUCAGUAAAAGACCAUUAUGAAGAAAUUACAUUUAAUCUGAUUCAAACCUCACAUCAUCAAGCCAUCCUAGGGUUACCAUGGUUAACUCACCACAAUCCCAACAUUAAUUGGCAUGAGCCCUCUGUAAAAAGGGAUCCUGGCACCGGCACACUAGCACUCCCCAUAAAAUAUAGCGACUUUAGUGAUGUCUUUGAUGAGAAAGAGGCAAAUAGGUUACCAAAGCACAGGCUCUAUAACUGUGCAAUAGACCUAGUACCUGGAAAGCAGCCACUAUGGGCGCCUAUAUAUGAGCUGUCAGAAUUAGAACUAGGAACAUUAAAAAAGUAUAUAGAAGAAAACCUGGAUAAAGGAUAUAUCAGACACUCUAAGUCACCCGUCAGAGCCCCUAUAUUGUUUGUAAAAAAGAAGAAUGGGUUGUUGAGGCUAUGUGUUGACUACCGGGGCCUAAACCAAGUCACUAUAAAAAAUAGGUACCCACUUUUCCUUAUCUCAGAGCUACUGUACUGUCUAUCUUCGGCCCGAAUCUUUACAAAAAUAGAUUUGAGAAGUGCUUACAAUCUAGUUAGAAUCAAGCCAGAUGACGAAUAG